AUGUACAUGUGCACAUGCAUUCACAGAGUGAAGCACGGGGAGCAGCGGCCCCUGCUGUCGUCCCAGGCCCUCAGUGCUUCCUCUGCUCUGGAUGGUGGUGGGGUAGGGUUCUCACAAUGUGUCAUGCUGCUGAGUCGGUUCUACUUCCACCUGCCUGCACUGGAGAUUUCACAGGAGUGGCCCAAGCCUGGUGACGCCCCAGCUCGGCUGGCCGGGCUGCUGACAAUGCUUCCCAUUCAGCUCUGUCCCUGCUGCCAAGCCUAUGGGCAAGGGUUCAGUGCCCACUGGGGUUGCAACCCUGUGGACAUCAGCUCUCCUUCUCCUCCCAGGCCCCAGAGCUCCACCUCUGUCUUCAUGCUGCUUUUAGUGUUGCCACUGGGUCCAGCUUGGCAUGUGGCUGCCCAGCGAUGCCCACAGACCUGUGUCUGUGACAACUCCAGGCGGCAUGUUACCUGCCGGCACCAGAACCUCACUGAGGUGCCAAACACCAUCCCAGAGCUGACCCAGAGGCUGGACCUCCAGGGCAAUAUGCUGAAGGUCAUCCCUCCAGCUGCCUUCCGGAACCUGCCUUACCUCACACAUCUGGACCUGCAGCACUGCCAGGUGGAGCUAGUGGCCGAGGGUGCCUUUCGGGGCCUGGGCCGCCUGCUCCUCCUCAACCUGGCUUCCAACCGCCUGAGCAUGCUGCCCCAAGAGGCUCUGGACGGGCUAGGCUCACUGAGGCGGCUGGAGCUGGAGGGGAACAUGCUGGAGGAGCUGCGGCCGGGGACCUUCGGUGCCCUUGGCUCGCUGACCACGCUCAACUUGGCCAACAACGCCUUGGUCUACCUGCCCUCCAUGGCCUUCCAGGGCCUGCUGCGCACUCGCUGGCUGCAACUGUCUCAUAACGCGCUCAGCGUGCUGGCCCCCGAGGCGCUGGUGGGCCUGCCGGCUCUGCGCCGCCUCAGCCUGCACCACAACGAGCUGCAAGCCCUGCCCGGAGCCGCCCUGUCCCAGGCCCGCAGCUUGACGCGUCUGGAGCUGGGCCACAACCCGCUCACCUACCUCCUGGAUCUGAGGCGCAACCACUUUCCCUCGGUGCCCCGCGCGGCCUUCACGGGCCUGUGCCACCUAGUGUCGCUGCACCUACAGCACUGCGGCAUCGCUGAGCUGGAGCCAGGUGCCUUGACAGGUCUGGACCAUCUGGUCUACCUCUACCUCUCUGACAACCAGCUCUCGGGCCUGAGCGCUGCAGCCCUCCAAGGGGCCCCCCACCUCGCCUACCUGUACCUGGAGCACAACCGCUUCCUGAGGGUCCCGGGGGCUGCUCUGCGUGCCCUACCCAGCCUCUUCUCUCUACACCUCCAGGACAAUGCGGUGGACCGCCUGGCACCUGGGGAUCUGGCGGGAGCGAGAGCUUUGCGCUGCCUUUACCUGAGUGGAAAUCACAUCAGCCAGGUUUCAGCUGGGGCACUGGGUCCAGCUCGGGAGCUGGAGAAGUUGCAUCUUGACAGAAAUCAGCUACGAGAGGUGCCCACAGGAGCCUUGGAGGGGCUGCCUGCACUCACAGAGCUGCAGCUCUCAGGGAACCCAUUCAGGGCUCUGCAAGAUGGGGCCUUUCAGCCUGUGGGGCGGUCACUGCAGCAGCUUUUCCUGAAUAGCAGUGGCCUGGAGCAGAUUUCCCCCAUGGCCUUCUCAGGCCUGGAAACAGGGCUCCGGAACCUGUACCUGCAGAAGAACCAACUUCAGUUCCUGCCUGCGCUGCUGCGGCUCAGUGGGCUGGAGCUCAUUGACCUCAGUGGUAAUCCCUUCCACUGUGACUGCCACCUGCUCCCACUUCACAGGUGGCUCACUGGGCUGAAUCUGCGGGUGGGAGCCACCUGUGCCACCCCUCCCAGUGUCCGUGGCCAGAAGGUGAAGGCUGCAGCUACUGUCUUUGAAGCUUGCCCAGGCUGGACUGCCAGGAAGGCCAAAAGGACAUCAACCUCCAGGUUCAGUGCCAGGAGAAGCCUCAACAGAAGACACUGAAGAACAGACAAGGUAGAAGAGCAAAGAGGCCACAUCUGAGAAUGGAACAGCCUGGCCCUGCCUCACUCCAGCCCAGCAGCUCUUACUGUCAUCAGAAACUGGCUCCGAUGAGACCCCCAAAGCCUGCAG
Messenger RNA from Cricetulus griseus (Chinese hamster), 2136 nucleotides. The record is from RefSeq and is a predicted model, not a curated record. Lineage: Eukaryota; Metazoa; Chordata; Mammalia; Rodentia; Cricetidae.